Molecule: messenger RNA, 1058 nt
Organism: Solanum stenotomum
Lineage: Eukaryota; Viridiplantae; Streptophyta; Magnoliopsida; Solanales; Solanaceae
Product: leucine-rich repeat protein 1-like
Exons: 7
Coding region: 144-803 (219 amino acids)
Molecular function (GO): protein binding
Source: RefSeq, a predicted model, not a curated record
GUAUUUUACAGCUUCCAAAUUUGACUCUCUCUCUCUCUCUCUCUUAUAUAACACCCCUAUUGGUUCAACCACUACUACAUGUACUUUCUUCUUUGGCCUAAAACUUCUUGACUCAGCACUUCCAUUAUUUCUCCAUUUUCUCAAUGGCUUCUCCUUCCUACUUUUUCUUCUUCUUCUUCUUCCAAAUCAUUCGUUGUAUUCCCCCUGCCUUCUCCACAAAUUCUGAAGGGACUGCUUUGCAUUCUUUGAGAACCAAACUUUCUGACCCAAAAAAUGUUCUACAAAGCUGGGACCCUACACUUGUAAAUCCUUGUACAUGGUUUCAUGUUACCUGUGACUCAGAUAAUAAUGUUAUUCGCCUGGAUUUGGGCAAUUCUAAUAUUUCUGGAACUUUAGGACCAGAGCUUGGUGAACUCAAGAAUCUACAGUACCUGGAACUUUAUAGUAAUAACAUAGAAGGGGAAAUCCCAAAGGAAUUUGGUGAUUUGGAAAAUCUUAUUAGCAUGGACCUAUAUGGCAAUAGAUUUGAAGGAAACAUUCCCAAAUCUUUUGCUAAAUUGAAGUCUCUUAGAUUUUUACGGUUAAAUGACAACAAACUAACUGGUUCGAUUCCAAGGGAACUUACGACACUCCCCAACCUUAAAGUAUUUGAUGUUUCUAACAACAAUCUUUGUGGAACAAUCCCUGCUGAUGGACCCUUUGGAAGCUUUCCUAUGGAAGGUUUUGCACACAACAGACUCAAUGGACCUGAACUGAAAGGACUAGUGCCAUAUGACUUUGGAUGCAAAGAAGUUGAAGUAUAGUUUGACAACAGCCUUCACAAGGUUGCUAUUAUAUCUUUAUGUAUUGUAUAUCUAGUUUGACAGUGUUACUGAAAUUAAAAAUCUCAAGUCGAAUGCACUUCAUGAUACAUAAGGUUCUUUAAAUUCAUCACUAAAGCUCACCUUCACUGAUAACUUGGCAGCAGAAAAUGUAUUGUCUUGCUGAAUUUUGAAAUUAAGUGUUUGAUGGUUUUGGAGUGAAAUUUCUUCUUCAAGAACAAUCUAUUUUUAUGUCGU